This is a messenger RNA of Myripristis murdjan (pinecone soldierfish), 1691 nucleotides long. It is a transcript of the gene hsf2bp, whose product is annotated as heat shock transcription factor 2 binding protein. The record is from RefSeq and is a predicted model, not a curated record. The transcript has 9 exons. NCBI's taxonomy places the organism in Eukaryota, Metazoa, Chordata, Actinopteri, Holocentriformes, Holocentridae. The coding region runs from base 158 to 1195 and encodes 345 amino acids. Gene Ontology annotation, cellular component: cytosol.
CCAAACUACUGAGCACCUACACGUUUAAUAUGACUGCCAGCAACAUCAGUGGAAACUGACAUUUCAUGAAGCUAUUUGAAGAUAUGAGUUAAGUUGUAAAUCUUGUUAAAUAAAGAAGAGGAAGAAGAAAGAAAGAAUUAAAAGAAGAAGAGUGAAGAUGGCAGCGUCAUUAGGCGGGAAAUCGACGACUCUGCGCAGUGGAGUGAAGGAUGAGUUUGUCAAAGUGAGGAAAAGAGAGUUAGAGAAAUUAACUACAGAGGUCAUGCAGCUGCGGGAAUUUCUGCCCAGAGUCCUGAAUGGGAACCUUAUUGAAAUGCUGCAUAAAGCUCGAGCUGCAGGGACAAUGAAGGAACGGAUUGCUCAGGAACAGGAGCAGUUGCGACAGGAGUGUCUUCAUCUCCAGUCUCGGCUGGAUGCAGUGCAAAGCGAGUGCCAGAAAGAAAGAGAGGAGAAGCUGUUGCUGCGUGAGCAGCUGUGGCAGAGCAGUGCGGAGCUCCAGCAGCAGGCAGACUUUUGCUCUGAUCUGGGGGCUUCAGCCUGCAGCCUCCUGUGGACCUGCUCCGCUGGGGAAGAUGUUGUCACUCUCUGGGUGGCUCAGGGGAAGCUGCAGUCCUUCCUGACUGUUGCUGGCCAAACUCUGGAAAGCUUUGUCAAGUCUCUGGAUGAAGAGGUGAAUGCUCAGUCUGAGGACUACAACACCCAUGAGCACCAGUUUGUCCUUGGUCUGGCUGGAGUCAUUACCAAUGUAGCGGCUGUGACGUGUGGGCGGAACUACCUGUCAAGCUCGGCUCAUGUCUUGCUGGACACUUUGAUGAGGCUGCUGGAGCUGAUGAAACCUGGUGUCUUCCCAAAACUAAAAGUGUUGAUGCUGAUGGCUCUCUAUAAUGUCAGCAUCAAUGUUAAAGGGCUGAAGUACAUCAGUGAGAACCCUGGACUCCUGCCACUCAUUUCCACCCUGCUGGAAGAUGGAGACUGGGAGGUAUGUCUUCACUCACUGCGUCUCCUCCAGUCAGUGUUGUUGGAAGAGGAGCUACUGGUCCCACUUGGCUCCUCUCUGCUGGAUCCGGACCUCUUGGCUCGUAUUAGCCAGCUAACCUCUAGCCUGCAGCCCAGUGUGAAACUCGCUGCCCAGCAGACCCUGGAGGACCUCCAGACCCACCAACAGGGUCAGGGGAGUAAACCAACCAGCUUCUGAUCUAGACACUGGAUUUUGCAACAGUGUGUUGCCCCACCUUCAGCUGACUGUACCCAAAAGGAUACAUUGACAGUUUCAGUUUUAGUCUGUGAUUGUUCUUCCAACUGUUCAUCACUGUCACAUUCUCCUUGAACAGCUUGUUAGCAUUAGCAUGAAAAAGUGAAAACUUCUCACCACAACUUUUUAGUUACCAGAUUAACAUAAAAAUUGUUACGUAUUCUAAAAGUUCAGUAUAUGUAACAUAUAUGCAUGUAAGAUAUAUGUUUGAUAUAUGUACUUUCACUUUGUUCUUGAAGCAGGUUAUUUUCUAUAUGACAGAUAAAAUUUAUCAGAGUCUAGAAUAUACAACAGCACUAAGAUGAGCUGUUAACACUGAAAAGGCUUGGGGAAUACCUCGUUGUUGAGCCCUCACAUUCCUGUGCUUUGUUCACAAAAAUAAUUAAUGUCCUUGUUAGUAUGAAAGAAACAACAUUUUAAGUGAAUUUGAUAACAUUUG